Cladophialophora yegresii CBS 114405 is the source of this 2097-nucleotide messenger RNA. RefSeq names its product glycerol-3-phosphate dehydrogenase. Bases 1 to 2097 code for a protein of 698 amino acids. Gene Ontology annotation, cellular component: glycerol-3-phosphate dehydrogenase (FAD) complex; mitochondrion. Gene Ontology annotation, molecular function: glycerol-3-phosphate dehydrogenase (quinone) activity. The transcript is spliced from 2 exons. Gene Ontology annotation, biological process: glycerol-3-phosphate metabolic process. The record is from RefSeq and is a predicted model, not a curated record. NCBI's taxonomy places the organism in Eukaryota, Fungi, Ascomycota, Eurotiomycetes, Chaetothyriales, Herpotrichiellaceae.
AUGGCAUCACGCUUCUCAGUCCGCAGGCUUCUGAAGCCGUUGGCGUAUGGCACCGGCCUCGCUGUUGCAGGCGCUACAGGCAUGUAUAUUGUCUAUCGGCCUCGGAACUUGCCAGGAGCAGAAUCACUGGCCCCGAAACCCCCGAAACGAGACGAGAACGGGGACAUCAUCCCCCCAAAAUUCCCAUACAUCAAGACACGAGCCGAACAGAUCGCUGAUCUCAAAAAAUCCUCCUCGGGCCCCUCCUCUGAGAUAUAUGACCUCCUGGUGGUCGGCGGUGGAGCCACGGGCACAGGCAUUGCGCUUGACGCAGCCACAAGAGGCUUGAAAGUUGCGCUUGUGGAAAGAGACGAUUUCAGCAGUGGCACGAGCAGCAAAUCCACAAAGCUCGUCCAUGGUGGCGUGCGAUAUCUCGAGAAAGCCGUGUGGAACCUGGAUUGGAACCAAUACCAGCUGGUAAGAGAGGCAUUAAAGGAACGGAAAAGCUUCCUGUACACAGCACCUCAUCUGUCAUCGUGGCUCCCGAUCAUGCUGCCUUUACAGGCAUGGUGGCAAGCGCCGUACUUCUGGGCCGGUACCAAAUUCUACGACCUCUUAGCCGGGUCGGAAGGCAUAGAGAGCUCUUACUUCCUACCUAGGAGUAAAGCUCUCGAAGCAUUUCCUAUGCUAAAGAAGGACAACUUGAUAGGAGCGCUCGUCUAUUAUGAUGGUCAGCACAAUGAUUCCCGGAUGAACGUCUCACUGGCCAUGACCGCCACACUGUAUGGCACGACCACAGUCAACCACCUUGAAGUGACGGGUCUGGAGAAAGACGCAAGUGGCAAGUUGACGGGCGCCCGCGUCAGGGAUCUCAUUGCGGACAAGGACGGCCAAGGAGCAAGCGGAGAAUUCACCGUGAAAGCUAAGGGCAUUAUCAACGCCACAGGCCCGUUCUGUGACGCAAUCCGGCAAAUGGACUCGCCCAGCGAAAAAGAGAUUGUGGCUCCGAGCCUCGGAGUCCACGUCGUGCUUCCUGGCUAUCUCAGUCCCCAGAAGAUGGGCUUGAUCGACCCCUCCACUUCGGACGGCCGAGUCAUCUUCUUCCUCCCUUGGCAAGGCAACACGAUCGCAGGCACCACGGACGCGCCCUGUGCCAUAUCUCAGGAUCCGGUAGCAGGCGAAAAAGACAUCGAAUGGAUCUUGGACGAGAUCCGCACAUAUCUAACUCCGGAUAUUGAUGUUCGAAGAUCGGACAUUCUUGCUGCAUGGUCAGGAAUUCGCCCCCUCGUUCGAGACCCCAAUUCAAAAAACACCGAGUCGCUCGUUCGCAGCCAUCUGGUAUCGGUCUCUGACUCGGGCCUUCUCACCUGUGCCGGAGGCAAGUGGACGACGUACCGACAAAUGGCGGAGGAAGCAGUCGACAAAGCGAUCGAGGUUUUCAAGCUGCAGCCCAAACCGGUCACUUUCGUGCCAGACCUUGCUGGCAUUAACGGCAUCGAUCCCUCGGUCCGCUUGUUGGACGGCACAUGUCAGACCCAUCGGAUCCGACUAGUUGGCGCGCACGGUUAUUCGACUACUCUCUUCAUCAAUUUGAUUCAGCACUUCGGUCUCGACAUGGACGUCGCAAAGCAUUUAGCGUCGGACUACGGUGACCGCGCGUGGGAUGUUGCCGCCUUGUCUGCUCCGACCGACAACACGGAGCACUAUCCUCUGCGCGGCCAGCGCCUCUCCUCGUUGUACCCUUUCAUUGACGGGGAGGUCCGGUAUGCCGUCCGCAGCGAAUACGCUCAAACUGCGGUGGAUGUCCUUGCAAGACGCACGAGAUUGAGUUUUCUGAACGCGCAAGCUGCUCUUCAUGCUCUUCCCAAGGUCAUUGACAUAAUGGCCGAGGAGCUCAGUUGGAGCAAGCAGCGAAAAGAGGCUGAGUGGAGAGACACGGUUCAAUUUCUCGCCAGCAUGGGUUUACCGAGAGACAUGCUACAAAUCACUCGCGAGCAAGUCCUGCGAGGAGAAAUGGCAUCGAGCAUUCUUGCACCAGCAAAAGGCGCAUCGAAGGGAGUUGUGCCUUUAAAACCAACGCUUGAGCCAGCCUCGGAGGCGCAUGGGACGCUGCCGUGA